AUGUCAUCUACCGUGGUGCAAGAGAGCAAGCCAGCUGAGAUCGAGGGAUGGACGACUCUGCAGCUCACAAGUGCAUACGGUCCAGUCUUUCGUUCCGUCAAAACAACACCGCCUCGCAAUGCCACGCGAGAGGAGAUCCCCGUGAUCGAUGUCAAUGGGAUAUUCAGCAAGGACAUUGAAGAUCGGAAAGCUGUGGCAGCACAAAUACGACAGGCUGCCACUACCAUUGGGUUCUUCUACAUGAAGAACCAUGGAAUCCCACAAGACACCAUCGCAUCGGCUCUGAAGGCUUCUAAGACUUUCUUCCAUCAACCACAAGAGACCAAGGAACGCGUGAGCGUGUCAGGAUCCAAAUGGCACAAUGGCUGGAAUGGCCCCAAGUCUCACCGAGCCAAUGCCGUGGAAAGUAUCGACUAUCGAGAGAGUUUCGGCAUGCGAUAUGACCCUACUACGAUCCUGCUGUCGAUGACGUUGAAUCUAUCCCACAAAACAUCAAAGACGGAAGCCGUGAUUGAGUACUGGCGAGCCUGCCUUUCGACUGCUCGGCGACUGGUGAGGACAUUUGCUCUCGCCCUGGACUUGCCCGAAGAUCAUUUUGACACCAUGACCUCGCACCCUAAUGCUGCGAUUGCACUCAACUAUUACCCUCCGAUUCCACAAAGCGCUCUGGAGGAUAAGGAGGAGGCCGUCAGCAUCGGUUCGCAUACGGAUCUUCAGUUCUUCACCAUGCUCUGGCAGGACCAGAAUGGUGGCCUUCAGGUUCUGAAUCGAGACGGACAGUGGUUGAAUGCAACUCCGAUAGAAGGCACCUUUCUCAACAUCGGAGAUUACCUGAUGCGCAUCACCAAUGACCGCUUUGUAUCGACUGUCCAUCGUGCAAAGAAUUUCAACACUAACGAACGCUUUUCGAUGCCAUUUUUCUUUGGUAUGACAAGAUCAGCAGUGGCGAAGCCGAUGCUAAUUGUAUACCCUACGUUUCAACUUCAAUGA
This is a messenger RNA of Exophiala xenobiotica, 990 nucleotides long. RefSeq lists its product as uncharacterized. Bases 1 to 990 code for a protein of 329 amino acids. The record is from RefSeq and is a predicted model, not a curated record. The transcript is spliced from 2 exons. Lineage: Eukaryota; Fungi; Ascomycota; Eurotiomycetes; Chaetothyriales; Herpotrichiellaceae.